CAUCCCCGGGCAGAGCCUUGCUUCGGCCUCGUGGCUAGGUUAGAGGCCAAUCGCCCCUCCACGAAGGUUGAAUCGAUGCGGUCGCAUCACCAUUUCGGAAUGGAGGGACAGCGCAUUUAGUGAAGUACCGGAGAAGAGUGGGUGGCAUUCCGCCCCUUUGCCCCGAGGGGCUGUGCCUCGGUGCAGCCGAGUGCAGCAAAUCUGUUGCAUGUGGCUGGUAUCUUAUGGCUUAGUUAUGCGAGCUAGCAAGUGCUAUAUUUUUAAUUUAUUUGUAAGUUUUUUUACACGUGCAACUUGCAACCAACAUGCAUUAUACUCAGUCUUAGAACAGAUGUGGGGGCCGUCAGGUGUUUUGGCGAAACCGCGGAAGAGGCUGAGGCUCGGUGAGAAUCUAACUUGUUAGUUGCGGGGUUACGACUCAUUGUUCCAAAUCGAGCCGCAAACUUGCCUCUCCGUAAGAAGUCGUAGUUUAUCCAGCUAAUUGUAAGGACACACUGAGGACAGCUCUCGCGUCGGGUGUUUUCAGCCUUGGCAACUUUAAGACUUGUGGACUUCAACUCCCAGAAUUCCUUAGCCAGUACCGUCCUUUAGACCAUAUACUAUAGCUUUUUGCAAGAAAAAACUGGAUGGAAGGAAAAAUAUAUUAGGGACAAAUGUUUUCCUUCCUCUCCUCACUUUCUGAGAGAGUGAAAUUGCCUGUUGGCUUGUUGUGAUCCUUUCCCCAAAGCGUCAAAGUGGUUUAUCUCCCUUGUGUCUUGUUUUAAAGAGGUUAAAAUAACAGAAAUGAUAGUUCUGCCCUAGCAAAGCAAUAUGUGUUAGAGAAAGCUGUUUCUGAGUAAUGAAGUCUCCUACACAGGGUGGCUUGUGGAGCAUGGCGCAUAAGCAAAAUUUUAGCAAAGAUUUAAACACGAACUUUAUUACUCUUUUUUUAAAACCUGAAAUAAUGGGCUAUAACAGUGCUGAAAGAAGACUUGCCAGACAGAUGAAAAAUUGGCAUUUAUCUCUUAUCAGAGGUUCUCAAGCAUAUUAGUGUCAGUACCCAUUUGCAUUAUUAACAAUGAUUGAGGGCCCCAAAGAGCUUUGGUUUAUGUGGGUUGCAUCUAUCAAUAUUUACUGAAUUAGAAAUUAAAACAAAGAUUUUAAAAUACUUGUCUCCAUAGAUCUCCUGGAAGAAUCUCAGGGGUCCCCAGACCACAUUUUGAGAAUCGCUAUCUGUAUCAUUCCUUAACUCUGGGUCAAAUUGACUGCAUGCUAAAUAUUAACUAAAUUUGUCAUGACAACUGCAGUUGUGCUAGUAUCUCCUAUACAUAUGUUAAAACAGUUGUAAAAUAUAGCCUUCCAUAGCCUUCCUCCCUCACUUCAACAAUCCUACACAGCAGUUAUCAUAAGGUGCAAAUUUAAUUUUAAAUGCAAUUACUUCUCUGUUGCAUUUCCAAGGAGACAGAGAAAUAACACUUUAUAUAGGAUUGUGUAGGUGUUGUAUUAGCACAGGCAUAUAAAGUGUUUUGUAAUGAUAUCUAAUAAUAUUUUAAUUCCAAAUUCUUUAAAUUUUAAAUUAUCAAAAUAUGUGGAAUGCAUAGAUGUCUGCAGAAUAUGGUUAAAAAGGUACGACGGCAAACAUGAUAAAGUCAAAAAAAUUGCCUGUUUUUAUGUGCAUUGCAACAUAUCUAAAAAAAAAAAAAAACAGUGGGGUUUAAUUGUACCAGCAUAGUUGCCAUCUUAUUAUUUAAAAAUCAGACUUUGUGGAUACCUAUGUGGGGUAAGACAGAAACUUCAUCUUCCCACUUGAAAAUAUUUGGUAUUUUGUAAUAAAAUAAUAAAGUUCAUGGCUGAAUUGGUAAUGCUCAAUGAUAGGGGAGGAUAUACUAUACUUUGAAACCAAUUUUAAAAAAUCCAUCUAUGUCUAUAUACACCAUACAGCUCGAUAAAAAGCUAUACUUCCGAAGAAUAAUAGAAACAUGUAGGAAGCAUCAUGUAUACAUAUUUGGAAACUUGUUAUCUAUAGUAGAGUAGCCAAAUAGUGUAUUGUUUAAGGUCUGACGUCCUGAUUCUAUCUUUAUUUAAGCAUGCAAGGCAGCUGGAUCACCUAUAACUAGUCAUUCUCAGCCCUAAUCAUUCUUUUUUAUUAUUUUUAUUUUAAUAUGCUAUUUAUUAGGGUUAUUUUAAAGGCCUAGUCAUUCCCCCUUAACCCUGGUCACUCAAAGCCCCACAACAAGCCCUGUUUGAAAAAGGCAAUACAUUCUCCCCCUCUUGUCACAAGCAUUGAUAAGCUUUGCUGUAGUUACUAGGUGAAUGCAGGGGGAAAACAAGCAGAUCCUGCAAACGGAACAAAUAUUAGGAGCAACAGCCAUUUUGUUACUUACGAUAUCCAAAUAUUGAACAGUAUUAAAGCAACUUGGAUUAUGUGAUUGUACCAAAUGAAACAAUAGAAUAUUGCAUAAAGCUGUAUUCGUAAUUGCUGCUACUUCAAGAGGAUAAGUUAAAAUAUGUAUUUGUGGGGAAAGAUUUGCUAUAAUAAAAGUGAUUUUGAAGAAGAGGUGAAGAAAGAUGGAGCAACAACAGAAACAAAUAAAAUGGAAAGUUCUGGGCAUGCACAGAAAAAACGUUCAGUUACAGAUGAUUGUCAUUUGAAACAGGAAGCUAAAGCGAUGGAGGAUAACAGUACUGAGGAAGAAAAGCAAUCUAAACAGGCAGAAUCUGAGAAGGAACAUAUAUUAGGCAGUGGUGCUCGUCAUUCAAAUAAUGCUCUUUCUUUGUUAGCUUCUUUAAAUCUGGAGGAUCCAGUUGAUAGAAUCACAGCACAAAAUGAACAAACCCUUCAUGAAAACAUACCAGUGCAAAUUCCCCUAAGAAAGAAAGAAUGUGAAGAAAAUUACUACACAGAUGAAGAAGACAGUAGCGAUGAUAGCAGAAAUCAGAGAGUUAGACAUAAGCUCUCUAAACAGCCUAAUGGUGCAAAGGUUAAUAGGAAUGUUAGUUCUUCCUCCUCUUCCCCAUCAUCUAGUUCUGAUACAGAUUAUUCAGACACAGGAUCUGAUGGUUGCUUGUCAGACUCAUCAUGUUCUUUAGAAAAGAAAAACAUAAGAUCACCACUUCUUUCAUCAGAACAACAGUCAAGCCAAGGAAUAAAGUCAGUGGAAAUAAAAUCAAAACUGGGUGAUCACACAGAAGAGUCUGAAGAUACAGUGACUGAUGUAACUCCUCUGUCAACACCAGAUAUCAGUCCCAUCCAAUCUUUUGAAGUAGCAUCCAAUGAUAAGAAAUUAAAGGUUAAAAGACAACAAAAUGUGAGCCAGGAGUUAUAUGAACCUGAGGUAGAUCACAAAUGUCUUCAAAAGGUACUGCAUGAAGCUAUGGACUUGAAUAAUCUUUUGAAAGCUUUUCUGAACUUGGAGAAAAAGGAUCAACAAGAACUGGCUUUGAAUCAGUCUUCUCUAGGAUCAAGGAAAAACUACUCAUUCACAAAUGAGGAAGUACGACAAAUUGAUCGGGAAAACCAAAGGCUCUUAAAAGAAUUGACAAAGCAUUCUGCAAAACCUAGAAACAAAAGUGCUUCAGUGAAAAAACCGUCAGGCUCAGCACCUAAAAUGUACCACAGUGCCAUCAACAGGCAGAGGGAACAGCAGAGGAUCGACAGAGAGAAUCUGGCUUUUUUGAAAAGACUUGAAGCAGUGAAACCAACAACUGGCAUGAAGCGCUCAGAACAGCUCACAGACUAUCAGCGGCAGAUGGGCUACUUUCGCACUGCUGGAACUCCGAAGCGAGGAAAGUCUGCCUUGAAUCAUCAUAGUCCAUCUAGAGGUACAUCCCGAACUUCCAGUCAUAGUGCAUCCAGUACUAUAAAUCGAAGGAGUGAAAAACCAGUUUUUGAUAAAUGGUGCACUGCAGCAGUUGAACCCCAGUAACAUUCAUGGCGCCUGGUUAUAAAUAAUUUGCACUUCGCUAUCAGAAUUCUAAACUCUGAUGUUUUGGGGAUUACUGUAAUUCUGUGCAGGACUAUUGUAAUAUUGAAUAAUUAAAGGAUACUGGAAAGUAGUAUUAACUAUAAAUGGAUACAAUCUUGACUUUUUUUCCUCAUCUUUCUAGUAUGUGUUGGACAGUAUCUUUAUAGUCAGUAUUUCUUAAAACAAUACUUGUAUUAAAAAGUGAUAAUAUUGCAAACCUUAUUUUCUCAAAGUCAAAUGAAAUUUGGUUUUGAAAAGUUGUUUAGUCUUAAAUUUUGAAUUACCAUGAAUUUUAAUGUAACUUUGUUAUUGCAAACUUUUAAUUUCAUAAUUUACAAGAUCUAAUAGAAAUAUUAGAUGGAGAGAACAUAUAACAUACAACUUGGCCUUGGUGCUGUCAGUUACAACAUGGAAAACAAAAACUGAAUCUUUUCAGAUCAAUUUUAGUUUAAUUUUAAAAAUAUAGAUUUUAGAUAAGCAGUAGAUAUCUAAAUAAAGGUAAAAAGUAUAUCUCUAAAGAUCUUGUACUCUAAUAUUAGUGUUGACAGUUUUGGUCUGUGAUGUAUUUGCACAAUUAUAUUUAUUAAAUUCUCUAAAAUUUUGUUUCUUGAAGUAAAAAUGAACAGAAAUCUUGUGGGUGUACUUCUUAAAUCUUGGCACUUUGGAAUCUUUCCAUAAGCAUAUUUUUCUUUGACAAAAACUACAAAGUGUGAUUAGUUAUGAAGAUAUGAAAAUUGUACAUCUGUCCUUUAAAAAUUAAGUAAAAUAUUUGAUUGAACCACUUCAGUGUGCAUUUUUUCCUGUAAUUUGAGCCAAAUAUUGUAACUAGGUUUUUAAAAUCACAUUCUGCUUUUAAUUAUAUUUGUAAUAGUUUUCUGCUCCAGAAUAUUAUUUGGAUUCCCCAUCAUUCAUUGAUUUAAGAAAUAAUUUCUAGUUAAUUUCUUGUGUGAAUUACAUAUGCAUUUAUCUUAAUAUUUCUAGGUUGUAAUAGGCUAGGUUGAUAUCUCAAUUAUCCGUCCAUAAUUAUCUGUAGAAUAUAUCAGUAAAUUCAUGUCUGUAUAUAAAUUACAUACAUGAACAAAACAUUUGCAUUUUAAUGAACAUAAGUUUUACAUGAAGAGGCACCAAGACAGUGCAAUUACAAUUAAUUAAGUACUGAAGUAAUACAAAAGCAAAACUAUGGAGAUAAGCCUGAUUUUCUUUAUAAAUAGGAACAAUAUAAAGGGAGAAUGCAACAAUAUCUAGAAGCCAUUCAUUUCCCACAGCAUGCUUUUCAUUUCAGUAUAUUUCCUAAUGAUUUCAAACACCACUUCUGCAAACAGAUGUUUUUUUUCAAAAGGUGCUAUGGUAUUUGCACCCAUAAAUAAGGUACUAGUUCAUUUUAGCGUUUUAUCUGCAGUAUUAUCCAGCUUUAUAUUUUAAAUACUUGUGGAAAAACAACCUCCUCAUAACAUAAGGAAUUUAUAUCUAGUAAAUAUUCUAGUCAUCAGAAAAAUCAGGAAAUGGAUGUAAUACAUUUUAUAUGCCCAUAUGUGUUUUAUCAGUGAACUACUACUAAGUAAGGUACACAACUCCAGAACCAUAUACAGCUUCUAAAAGAUUUUAGAUAGGACUGAAUAACUUCUAAAAAUUCUCACUCUUCUGCAAUGAAUGGCAUAAA
Molecule: messenger RNA, 5604 nt
Organism: Crotalus tigris (Tiger rattlesnake)
Lineage: Eukaryota; Metazoa; Chordata; Lepidosauria; Squamata; Viperidae
Gene: CFAP97
Product: cilia and flagella associated protein 97
Exons: 7
Coding region: 2487-3905 (472 amino acids)
Biological process (GO): spermatogenesis
Source: RefSeq, a predicted model, not a curated record